AUGUCGACCUGGACCGACAACUUGACCAUGGAAACCAUGGCCAAGGAGAGAGCCAAUCCGCCCUUCGACGUGCGCAAGAUGUCCAUCGAGCACCACGGCAGCGAGAGCGACCUCGUCAAAAAGGAAAAGUUCAUGCUCGAGGCGAGCCGUGACCCCGUCUUCUACUCGGCAGACAUCUACGACCUCACCAAGGACCAGAUCCGCGAGCGUACCAUGCAGCGCAUCCAGCGCCUCGCCCACUAUGUCACCAGCGAGUCGGUCGACGACUUUCAGAAGCGCAUGGAGCUCAUGUCGCUCCUCGACCCGGGCCUCUGGACGCGUCUCGGCGUGCACUACGGCCUCUUCCUCGGCGCCAUCCGCUCCGGCGCCACCCCCAACCAGUUCUCCUACUGGAUGGAGAAGGGCGUCAUCGCCUGCCAGGGCAUGUUUGGCUGCUUCGGCAUGACCGAGCUCGCCCACGGCUCCAACGUCGCCGGCCUCGAGACCACCGCCCACUUUGACGCACAGACCGACGAGUUCGUCAUCCACACGCCCAACCUCGGCGCCACAAAGUGGUGGAUCGGCGGCGCCGCCCAAACCGCCACCCAUUGCUCCGUCUUUGCCCAGCUCAUCGUCAAGGGCAAGCGCUACGGCACAAAGACCUUCAUCGUGCCCCUCCGCGACCCCAAGUCCUUCCAGCUCCUCCCCGGCAUCAACAUCGGCGACAUUGGCAAAAAGAUGGGCAGAGACGGCAUCGACAACGGCUACAUCCAGUUCACCAACGUCCGCAUCCCGCGCGCCUACAUGCUCAUGAAGCACACCCAGGUCACGCGCGACGGCGAGGUGCGCGAGCCCCCGCUCCAGCAGCUCACCUACGGCGCCCUCCUCCAGGGCCGUACCGCCAUGGUGGCCGACGCCGCCAACACGGCCAAGAAGGCGCUCACCAUCUCGGUGCGCUACGCCGCCGCACGUCGCCAGUUCAAGUCGGAUGGCAAGGCCCAGUACGAGACCCAGAUCCUCGACUACCCCAUCCACCAGCGCCGCCUCAUGCCCCUCGUCGCACAGGCCGUUGCCUUUGGCUACACCGCCCUCGAGCUUCAGCGUCUCUUUGAGGAGACCUCGCAGGCACUCGAGGCCCUCGAGCCCGGUGACCCCAACCUCGAGGCCACCAUCGAGAAGCUCAAGGAGACCCACUCGACAAGCGCAGGCCUCAAGGCUUUCUGCACCUGGGCCACCCUCGAGACCAUCGACCGCUCCCGUCAGGCGUGUGGUGGCCACGGUUACUCCUCCUACAACGGUUUCGCCAACAUGCACGCCGACUUUGCAGUACACUGCACCUGGGAAGGCGACAACACGAUCUUGGCGCUGCAGGCGGGCCGAUUCCUCAUCUCGGCGUACCAGGAUGCGAUGGAUGGCAAGGAGCAGGUGAGCGCGGGUACCAAGUACCUCAACAACAUCGAGCAGGUGCUGUCGGCCAACGCGGGUACCAAGUACCUCAACAACAUCGAGCAGGUGCUGUCGGCCAAGUGCGAGUCCAACGAGGCGCUCGACACGCUCGACGGCAUCGACCGCGGUUGGGCGACGGUGGCGGCGCAUGCGGUCAAGAAGGCGUCCGAGGACUACCAGGCGUGCCUCAAGGCCGGGCGCAGCCGCGAGCAGGCCUUCGAAGACUGCUCGCAGGUGCGCUUUGUGGCGGCGAGCGUGCACACCUCGGGCUACAUCUUCCGCCAGUUCCGCGCUGCCGUCGAGCGCGUCGAGAGGAGCGACGACGGCGUGCGCGAUCACCUCGAGCUGCUCGCCAAGUUUUACGGACUCUGGCAGAUGGAGGACAAGGCGGCGUUCUUCCUGCGCUCCGGCUGGCUCACGCCGGCGCAGCUCGACUAUGCGUCGGCCAAGGUCACCGAGUACUGCGCCAAGACGCGUACGUUUGCGAUUCCGCUCAUCGACUCGUUUGCCAUUUCGGACCACGUGCUCAACUCGCCCAUCGGCCGUUACGACGGCGACAUCUACCGCGAGUACUUCCGCAUGGUGCGCCGCAACAACCCGCAGCUCAAGGAGCACCCGUACUUUGAGCGCCUCAUCCGCCCGUUCAUCGAGCGCCAGACUGCCGAGCUCGAGGACUACGACGAGGCGAUCGGCAUCGACGACGAGAUCGAGGAGAUCAAGCAGGACCGCGAGGAGGCCGAGGCUGAAGCCAAGGCCGCUGCCGCCGAGAACAAGAAGUAG
Molecule: messenger RNA, 2205 nt
Organism: Moesziomyces aphidis
Lineage: Eukaryota; Fungi; Basidiomycota; Ustilaginomycetes; Ustilaginales; Ustilaginaceae
Source: the annotation of a GenBank genome assembly